Molecule: messenger RNA, 1306 nt
Organism: Phaeodactylum tricornutum CCAP 1055/1
Lineage: Eukaryota; Bacillariophyta; Bacillariophyceae; Surirellales; Neidiaceae
Exons: 1
Coding region: 37-1122 (361 amino acids)
Biological process (GO): rRNA processing
Cellular component (GO): cytosol
Molecular function (GO): RNA binding
Source: RefSeq, a predicted model, not a curated record
CUUUCAUUCGUUGCACCGGCAAUAGCGUAAUAGCGAAUGUAUUCUCGUCCAGGUUUGGCUUUCCUCUGUUUGUGGGCGAUUACGGACGCCUACAAUGUAUUAAUUAUUGGCGGUACGCGUUUUUCGGGAGCAGCGUUGUGGAAGGAACUGUACGAUCGUGGACACACCGUGACGGUCUACAAUCGAGGAAAGACUCCGGCACAAGCCGUGGUACGGGAAAGUGUCGACGAUUUUGACGCCCGUAUCCGUGCAGCCACCUUUCUCCAGGGCGAUCGGCAGGAUCCGGAACAGCUCCGACGUCUUAUCGAUCCGGACCGGUACGACUAUGUGUACGACAUGAACGCGCGGGAAGAACCCGACACGAAACCUUUGGCGUCACUCUUCGUCGGUCAUAGCCAACUGAAACAGUACGUAUUCAUGAGUUCCGCCGGCGUGUAUCUGUUGUCGGACGAAAUGCCGCACUUGGAAACCGACGCGGUGGACGCCAACUCCCGUCACAAGGGCAAACUGGAAUCGGAAGCCUGUUUACAAGCUUUAGGUAUUCCGUGGUGCAGUUUCCGUCCGACGUACAUUUGCGGGCCGGGCAAUUACAAUCCCGUAGAGCGUUACUUUUUCGAACGUCUCGAGGCCGGUCGUCCGGUGUGCGUUCCAUCGCACGGCCAGCACUUGACUGGUCUCGGACACGUGGAGGACUUGGCCGUGGCCAUGGCCAACGUGGUGGACCGACACACCGUGACGACGGGGAAAACGUACAACGUGCAAAACAGGCAGGCAAUCACGUUCGACGGGGUAGUCCGGACGGCCGCGGCAGUCACGGGGCGAGCGCGGGAUUCCGUAGAGAUUGUCCACUACGAUCCGGGGACCGUGGAGUUUCCUGCCGGUGCCAAGGCGUUCCCGAUGCGUCCCCAACACUUCUUUUGUGGCGUGGAACGCGCCGUACAGGAUUUGGAAUGGACCCCCCGAUUCGAUACGGUGGAAGCCAUUUUGCGGGAUUCGUACGAGAACGAUUUUGUGUUACUGCGCGAUUCCGGGGGCUUACGCGACGACUUUGUGUGUGACGAUAUUGUACUACAAAAGAUUCAGGGCGUUUCCAAAGCAGCUGCGGAGGGAGCGAGCGUUUGAGCGGAGCGUAGUGAGCUAGAGGAACGUAUAUAUACACUCUUGUGACGACAGUAUCACCUUGGGGGGAUCAAGGGGCGAACGCCUACACGUGCCGCCGAGAGUCAGUACGAUUCAGUGCAGCAAAAACGGAACGUAUGGAAUACAUCAAACUAUUUGCCGACGUUAGACUUACUUAUUGUUAUCU